CCGUCACUCUCCCGUUAACGGCUCGCUCACACACACACACACACGAGGAGAUGGAGAACAGAUGCGUGUUUUCUCCGGCAAUAUGGCGCGUGUGCCUGUGAUUCUCCUGCUGGAGUUUAAUGUAAUUAUGGGAUUACUCUUCCACUCCUGCGCCGCUAAAGCCGCCCGUGUUUACGACACUGCCGCUCCGCUCCGCGGGACUCACACACGGCUCGGGGAACCGGGAAUAUGAGCUAACUGGAGCUUUAACUGGGGCUUUAUUGCUUGUUGCGUGUUAGACAGGUCGAGGUCGCAGCUUCACUUUCGCAGAGAGUGGAUGAAUUAUCAGGACUUUUGAUGGUUUCUUUGGAGUUAUAUUCAUGGGAAGAUGAACGUCGAGCGAGUGGAAACGAGGAAAACUUAGUUUAUUCCGGUGAAUCAGGACUUCAGUCAUCCCACAAAAUAAGGAUUCCUGGAUGUUCCUGGAAAUUCUCUGAUCAGUAACACCGCACUGUUUCAAGUACCGCGUGGUUAUGUCUCUGUCGGCUCUACCGGAAUGGAAGCAGCUUCUGCUGGAGAGAAAGCGAAGAGAGGAGGAGGAGAGAGAGAGACGAGAGAGGGAAGAAGAGGAGCGGAUGGCCAGCAUGCCGGCCUGGAAGCGAGGGAUCAUCCAGAGAAGGAGAGCGAAACAAGACGAGGAGCGAGAGAGAGAGAAAGACGGAGGACAGAAUUCUCCGGAUGUCUUGGGAAUCUCGGAAGACGUCGUCACAGAGCAAACGGAUAGUAAACUCACACAUCACCUUCAGACCGAAGUGCAAAAACAGAUAUCCAAAAAAGAAACCAUCAGCCCCAUCCAACAGAACCCCUUCAUUCGCUCCGAGAACAGCUUUCGGAGAGAUAACAGAGGGAAGGAGGUGAUUAGAGAUGGAGAGAAUGAGUGCGGAAGAGAAAGGAAUAGGGAAACUGAGAUUUGGAGAGGACGGGAUAGAGAGAUGUGGUUUGAGAAGACGGGAAAUAAAAGCGAGGGACGAGAGCGAGAUCGAAGCACUGGGAGAGAAACCAGAGACGUGGAAAUCAGCAAAUCCCAAUUUUCUCAGGUCGUAGGUCUCCGCACGAUCCAGGCAAACAACAUUAUCAUCAUCGAAAGAGACAAACAUGGUAAGGAAAAACCGGAUAGGAUGAAUAAGGAGGUGGAGGAGGAAGAAAAGAGGAUGCGGAUGGAUUUGAGAGAGUUUCUGGCUUGCGGAGGAAGCGUGACGGAGAUUAGGGCGUCGGAGGUAUUGAUCAUCAAGCCAUCCGUGAUCGACGGGAAAAGAGAAACAGAGAUUGCUGGGAUGCCGGAAAGAGGGAGCGGUGAGGAACGUUUAGAGAGAGAAGGGAUUUGGAGAUCGAUGCGCUUGACGUCGAGGACUGUCAUGCAAAGAGCGGAGAUAUUUCCGAACCACAAGGAUAAGGCGACUCAAGAAUGUAGUGGACGGGUUAGUUUGCUGCUCAGUAAGUUUGGGGAACAUCCCAAACCUCCGAUGCGCUCCAAGAGCACGGAUUGCUUCAACCGACCGGGAAAGAAUCGGGAUAGAUACAGCACUGGGGACCUGUUUGUGCCGGAGGAUCAGAGCACGGAAACGAGUCCGACGUCUAGGGGUGUUCCCAAACGCUCCUUCAGCUUCUCCGACCGUGUGGUUUCCCAACAGGAGAACCGUGAGGGAAAGACAGACGUUAAGAAGAUGGAAAGGACGUAUUCUGAUCGCAGGGUCAAGACACGGGUAACGGGCGCGGACCCAUCGGAGAAUCAAUCGAGGUUCACCAGGAGAUGGGGCCGACCCAAACAUGACGAGCCGAUGCUUGAAAAGAGACAAAAAGAACGAAGAGUUGAAAAUAAGAAUGAUUUUACAUGUGGAGAUACAGAGGAACAGGCUUCAAGUGUGGAUGGAGAAGAGGGAUUCACUCGGGUCUCCGUUAAAAACCAAGAGGGGGUCACAUUCGCUCGACGAGUUCCCAUCAAACAAGAUGGGAGGGAGAGCAGCUCGGGAAUAGAGAUCAAGAGAGUGAGGGAGGAGAAUGAGAAAGAAAGUAAACAGAGAGAGGUGAUGGAAAGUCAGACACUCAUAGAAGUCAAAACGGAGGCAAAAACAGAAUCCGAUCAGGAUGAGGAAACCGUCGGAGCUUCAACGCAAUCCCAUGGUGCAAGUAUCCCAUCCUCAGAUAACGGUACUAUCGAUUUCUCUGCAGGAAUUUGUUGCAAAUGCGUCAACACUCCCUUUGAAGAUCCCAGUUGCCCAUCUAAGGCCUACGCCGGACAAACUUGCCAAGAAAAAGCCCUAUCAGACGGAGAACUCAAGAGGGCAGGGGAUGUGUUUCCAGACAAGAUAUCUUCCGAAAUGAGUACACAGGAUCAAAAAGAGCACCAGAACUUUCCAAAACGAGCCACAGAGGAGAUCAGUUUGACCUCACAGCAAUCUUUUACACAGGGACUGAGCAAACUCUGCACCCAAGAGGGAGUCGCCAUCCCCAGGACUGUGUUUUAUGGGGUCGAUAUAUUAGCAGAAAGGAGAGCGAGUCUCCCUGUCGGGGAUGGACAACUGGAGAGGAGAGGGAGCUGGAAGGCAGGUCGACCUUUGACACGAGUCGAGUCCUUAAAAGAGAGAAUUCGUCAACAAGAGAAGGAAAUGCAGAAAGGCAGGGAAGCUGAUAAAGAAGGGGGCAACAGAGAACAGGAAGAAAACACACUACAGUCUGUCAGACCGUUUGACGUCACACAGGACGCUAGCAUGGCAAAGUCAAGCCCUCAACUUCCUCUUCCUGUUUCUCAGUCGCUCUUGCAGAAGUCAGACUCGACAGAAAGAGAAGUUGGGGAGAUCUCUAUCCGAGACGCUUUCGAGAGCGAGAACACGGAGAGAGGGACCGAACGCCAUGUAGAGAUCGCUUGUAGAGCACAAGACGAGACAAAAGAGAGAGAGGACGAGCUGUUAGAGGAAGAGUAUCUCCCUCCCUCUCUCUCUCCCUCCCCAACACUCUCGGACUCGUUAGACGCCAUGAGCCGGAUAUAUAACCUCAAGACUGUUGGGUCCAGGACUGCAGUGUGUAUCAGUGAACGAUCGGCGGAUUUGCCCCCACAUAGUGGACCUCAAGGUAAAUACAACCCUAUUAGACAAGUGCCGUCACCGGAUGUCCUACCAGAAACGGUAAAACUGUGGAAUCAUGGGAGGGACGGUGAGAAACCUGAGACGAUUGAGUCGACAGGUGUUCAGAUGGUACAGCGUCUACAGCUGAGGGAACCGGAAGCCGGAUGUGGUUCCCAAAACGACAGAAAGGUACAGACCAGAAUGGAGAAUAGCCGUAUUAAAGAACCGGAGGUCCAGGAAGCCAAAAGACCAGACAUCUUAAGGGAAACACAAGCGUCAACAAGUCCUAGAUUCCCAAAAGCCCAACAGAAAGUACCUCCUAAACAAACGUCAUUCACAAUCAACGCCCGCAACUCCGAAUCAACAACCAAACCCCCAGAACCGUGCACCCCGUCCCCUUCUACAACCCCGUCUCCACCUCUCUUCUCCAUCAGAAGCGCCUCAGGUGGACCUGGCAAAAGAGGGACGACCAUCACAAUCACCCCUAGAAGACCUGCAGGGAUAUCAACGCCUAGUAGCGUCCCAACAGGGACUCCCAAAGCGGCGCCACCGGCCAACAUUCCCACGCCCGCUCCCAGCAACACCAGGGAAACGGGGAAGAAGAGGUUUCCCACAGCAGAGGAGAUCGAAGUGAUCGGAGGGUACCAGAACCUCGAGCGCUCCUGCUUGGCGAAGAGCAAAGCGGCCACCAAAGCGGUGAAGGUGAAGGUGUGUUUCGACGAGGUCCAGCUGGAGAGAGUGUGUGAGUACCCUUCAGAAGACUGUGUGUUAGCAUCGCUCCCCUGCUCUCCUCAUCCCGGGCCGGAGGACGGAGCGAGGGAAGAGGAGGAGGAUGAAGAGGACGAGAACACAGGAAGGGUCCGGGUCCUAAAAGUGGAUGAAUCCUGUAAACGAGUCUCUAAAUGACAAACCAUGGCAUCCUUUAGAUUUAAAAUUCUUUACUUUGGCAGAAGGUGUAAGUAAUAAUAAACUUUUUAAAAUGUGGUUUUAAAAUGAUUUUAUAUAUAUAUAUAUAUAUAUAUAUGUUUCAUGAUCAGUGCUCUGAUCCACAGAAUGGUCUGCUCAGGUCCGAUAUGAUGUUUGCACAAUUUACAGAGUUUUAUGAUUAAAACCUUUUAUGAUCUGAAGCCUCUUCAUUAAAAAAAAAAAAAGAUAUAUAUAGCUGGAAUAGAUUUAUUUCAUUUUAUUGUAUUAUCCCGCAUCACACUGAGGGAAUUUAUUUUUAUUUAUAAAUGAAAAUGAAAUGCUCGUCCUCUGAUUGUCACAUGAGAGUUGACUCUCUCUUAUGAAAGUAUGGUUAUGAUUAGCUACUGAAGAUUAGAAUAAAUACUGUCAUGAACACUGAUAUAUGAUGUUUGCUUAAAAUAUAGAUCUGUUUUCAUCAUGAGAUUGUAAAAUAGAAUUUUGUCAUUGCAUAUAGAAUUAUGUGUUGACGGGUCACUCCUGGAUUUUUACAAUGCAAUCAAAUAAAAAUCCAAUUUUUGUAUAUUGUUUGUACUUGAAAACCAGUUUCGACUUUCCAACGAAAUGAAGAAGCACCUGUAAAAUAUUAAUAAACAUUACAGACAGUG
Pimephales promelas (fathead minnow) is the source of this 4672-nucleotide messenger RNA. It is a transcript of the gene ppp1r18, whose product is annotated as protein phosphatase 1, regulatory subunit 18. The record is from RefSeq and is a predicted model, not a curated record. Gene Ontology annotation, molecular function: phosphatase binding. NCBI's taxonomy places the organism in Eukaryota, Metazoa, Chordata, Actinopteri, Cypriniformes, Leuciscidae.